Messenger RNA from Parnassius apollo (apollo), 1392 nucleotides. The record is from the annotation of a GenBank genome assembly. Lineage: Eukaryota; Metazoa; Arthropoda; Insecta; Lepidoptera; Papilionidae.
AUGCAUCGACUUUUUGCUGAGCUGGAGCCAUCUUUAACUGUCACAGAGCAAAACCUGGCAGACCGAGUUCGGUAUAUCUUGCGCUCAAUAUAUUUGAUGUCGCCGAACUCGAACGGCUACGACGUGAGGCUGUUCCCUUCGUCGGAUGAAAAUGCUAAGGCUGAGGAUGCGGCGCCACAAAUGGUAGAGCAAACCGCAAACGUGGAUGCCGUCGUGAAUACGCCAGUUGUGGUUGAUUCAAACGAUGACGGAACAGUCGCCCAGGAACUGGAACUAGAGCAUAUGAGGAGUACAUUGGAAGAGGCGAUUGUGGAAACGCACAGUAUGCCUCUCGAAAAUCGACCGCGACUUCCCCGCGUAGCCCUAAGCAAGCGGAAUCGGGCUGUCGUGAGGGCUCUGAAUCUAAUGCUGGUGACCUAUUUGGAAGCCAGCCGGGACCUUUGCGAGACGGACUCAAUUCUUUUUGGCGCCGCGUUGGCAGCCUGCCGUAUCAUAGGCGCCAAGGUUUCCACGGCUGGACGCGCUACUGGCCAUAGUAGCGCUAUCCCAGCAUGGAGAAGAAGAAUUGAGGAACGUAUCGCAAGAGCUAGAGCUCUCAUCGGCAGACUGAUAUGCUUCAGGUCAGGCAACAACAGUCCAAGGAUUGUGCGCACCGUCAGGAUGGCGUUUGCUGGGACAAAUGUCAGUUUGUCCCAGCCGGAUAUAACGCAAAAACUGACGGAGCGCAUAGAUGAUCUGAAGCAAAGAAUCGCUGCUUGGGGAAAGCGGAUUCGGCGAUAUACCGAGAGGUCGACACGGUUCAACCAGAAUCGUCUCUUCCAGAGUGAUCAGAAGAGGCUCUAUGAAUCAUUGGAGCGACCAAUGGUAAGUGGAAAGGGCCCAGCACCGAAUCAGGCCGAUACGGUAGCAUUCUGGCGCGGCCUGUGGUCAGAGCCCGUAAACCACAGCGAGGGCCCUUGGACGGAAGUUGUGGUGAGUCAGUGUGCGGGUAUUACGCCCAUGGACCCAGUCACCAUAACGCCGGAUGACGUAGCUGAGGCGGUCCGUAUGGCCCCGAACUGGAAAAGUCCGAGGCUUGACGGGCUGCAUCACUACUGGCUGAAGGGGUUCAUGAGUGAUCAGAAGAGGCUCUAUAAAUUAUUGGCGCGACCAGAGGUAUGUGGAGCGGGCCCAGGACCGGAUCAGGCCGACACUGUCGCAUUUUGGCGUGGCCUGUGGUCAGAGCCCGUAAACCACAGCGAGGGCCCUUGGAUGGAAGUUGUGGUGAGCCAGAGUGCGAGUGUUACGCCUAUGGACCCCGUCACCAUAACGCGGGAAGACGUGGUUGAGGCGGUCCGUAUGGCCCCGAACUGGAAAAUCCGGGGCUCGACGGGCUGCAUCAAUACUGGCUGA